Molecule: messenger RNA, 5215 nt
Organism: Manis javanica (Malayan pangolin)
Lineage: Eukaryota; Metazoa; Chordata; Mammalia; Pholidota; Manidae
Source: RefSeq, a predicted model, not a curated record
AAUAAGAGGCCUAAUUUCAGAGAGAAGAGCCUGGUCAGGAAGCCAGUUGAUAAUCUGAGUCCUGAGGAGCGUGAUGGCUGCACAGUUUUCUGUAUGCAGGUAGCUGCUGGCAUUCAGCCUCAAGACAUGGAGCACUUCUUCUCUGCUGUUGGCAAGGUUCUUGAUGUUCAUAUCCUCUCGGAUCGGAACUCGUGUUGCUCUUAAGGCAGCUAUGUGAAAUUCUGUGAAAUCUAGUCUGUGACUCUGGCCAUUGGGCUGACUGGGCAGCAGCUGCUGGGAGUGCCUCUCAUUGUACAGGCCUCACAGGUGAAGAAAAACUAACUGGCUUCCAUGGCCAACAGCCUACAGAAGGGCAGUGGUGGACCAGUGCGCCUUUCUGUGGGCUCCUUGCACCUCAGUAUUGCCGAGAACAUACUCCAGGUGAACCCUUUGGCAAAGUGGGUAGAAAAUGAAGGAAACCCCCGAUGGGAAUUGGAAAAUAUAGGGAGGAUUGAUAAUAUUAUCCUGAUGAAGGACUCGGGUACAGGCCACUCUAAAGGUUAUGGUUUCAUUACGACCAGAAUCUCUUUCUGCCAUGCUGCUGUGGUGCUGCUGAUGAAGAGGACUAGAGAGCAGGGGCCCUCUGGCCAUCAGGUCACUGAGUUAGCAGCUCUAAUGUGGGGUAGGAUUGGGGGUGCAGCCUUGCUCUCAGCACCAGAUGGUGUUCCCUCCCAAGCUGGCCAUGUGACUAAGUGACUGGGUGAUGGCACAAACAUCACUUUUCCUGAUGGGGACCAGGAGCUGGAUCUGAGUUCAGCCAGUGGACGUUUGCAUCUCAUGGCCAAUUUGUCAGAAGGUUCUGGAAUCCAGCUACCAACCACAGCAGCUGCUGCUGCAGCCCAAGCUGCUGCUUUACAACUGAAUGAGGCAGUUCCCCUGGGGGCCCUGAACCCAGUGGCUCUGACUGGUGGAUUUGGACUUGGGAAAGGGAGAGAAUGGUCGGGGUCUGGAAAGAAGGGAUGCUGUGUGCUCACCAAUUCACUCUGCCUCUCUGUCCCAGCUCUGAGUCUGGCCCUGAACCUUGCCCCCCAGGCAGUCACCUCUCAGUGCUUCCAGCUUUCCAGCCUCUUUACCCCCCAAACCAUGGUAAAUCAGUGGCACCGUACACUGCUUCCCUGUGCUUCUAGGUCCUGCCCUUCUCUUUUCCUCAUCUGCCCUCCCACAGCCCCUUCUCUACAUUUUGUGGACCAAGCUAUCCUGAGGGCAUGGACAUUGAUUGACUCGGGGGGAAAUCGGAGCCACCUUAGACACCAAGAAGAGCUCCUGCCUAUGGCCCCGUUGGGAAUGGAUCCUGCUGAGCAACGCAACUAACACCUGCACUGAACACCUGUUUCUCCAUAUAUGUAGUCUGCUGGGGUGACCUGCCAACCACCUCUCAGUGAUCCCUUGAUUCCUCCCCCAUUGGGAAGGCCAUAGGGCGUUAACUGAAGGCACUAACUGCUCUCCUUUUCCUAUACCUUUACAAUCUGUUGAGGAAAACCCUUAAGACCUCUAGUCCAAGAGGACUUUGGGAUUUGGGGGGUGAACCUUGAAGGUGCUGGCUUGCUGCUGCCAGGGCACUGGAAGAUAGCAUGGACUUGUGUGUUGUGAGGCCUGUCUUAGACCUAAGCCUACCUUAGAACUACUGCUAUGGGCUCAGCAUCUUUUUGGGAAUGAUUUAUCCUGCCAGGCAUUUUGGAUGUCAUAGGGGGAUUCAGGAAUUUUGUGAAAGGUGGAGUACCUUUCCAUUAUCUGCCCUCUUUUUUGUAUAGUUGUCCUUCCUCCCAGGUCCUUCCUUUGGCCCAGUGUAGGAGGGUGGAGGAGAGGCUGCUACUCUGCUACUUCCCAUGUGCCUCUACCAUGGGCUCAGCCCCAGCUGUUAAAGCUGCUCCUGUCCCCUACCUGGGCACGUGUGAGCCUUUCUCACUGGAUUUUAUACCCUUGUGUCUGUGUAUGUAAAUGUGUAUGUGUGUAUACACAUACACACAUAGGCAUUAUGUAUUUGUGUAUAUAUACAUACAUAUAUGUAUGUACGUAUAUAUAAACUGUAUGAAAGGCAAGCCCCACUUUGUGGCUGCUGCCCACAUGUGUGUCAGUUACUUGCUGUGUCUGUCACCUUCUCAUGAGCCAAAAUCAUGAAUAGUUCUUCUAGGGAUAUAAAACAUUUGUAAUGCCAUUGCAUUUUAUUUCAAUUCUGUUUCAUUUAGCCUUUAGGAAGAAAAAUGGACAGACCUCUCAGCUCCCAUCUGGGUCUGCAUUCCAUGGUCUCGUCCUCCAUCUGUCUACAUAACCUCCAAACCUUUGUGCCCACUGGACAAGCCUCCAGCCUCAUUGUGCCUAAGGACAGCUCUUGUCUUUCCACCAGAUGGCAGUGUGACAGUAGCACAUUCUGCACCUUCCUCCAGGGGUGUUUGAUUAUCUUGAAGAGCUUAAGUACCAGUGAAGCCCCUAAACUCACCAUUCACCACUGGCCUCCAUACCCACCUUUGGCCCUCUGUAUAGUAGAAAUCCCAGUCCAAUAUCCAAAGGGGUCUGGGCACCACAUGGCAGGACUGCCCAGGCCUUAAGUCCGCUAUUGUCUCAGUAUCUCCCAACCCUUGCAUUCCCUAUAGCUCUGCCUGCGCCAACACAGGUCUGAAUUCUCAGGGAGCUCAGCCUUUCAGGAAUGGCCCUGCCAAAGCAGAUACACACCUUCCUUUUCCUGUCUUGUAGGACUUAAAGCAAGAGGCUGGCCAGAGCCUGGCUCACCAGCUAGGGACCAACCAAGAGGAGGUCUGAGGUUCAGGGGCAAGGCUCUCUGGGGCUCCUCCAUUCUUUCCUGGUGUCUAUGGCAACCGAAUGUUAAGAAUUUAUUGUCAUGCUAAAAAUACGGUAAUUGCUGCUAGGUUUUAAUUUGUCAGCUCUCAGACUUCGAAGCAGAGUGAUGUUUUUGGUAAUGUUAGCUUACAGGGUGGCUUUUAACACUGAAGUAUUAAGUAGUUGCAGCCUGCUUGUGGCAUACAAGGCCUUAGGGACCCAGGGCUAGCUCUUGUCUUCCUGGCUGCUGAAGUCUCAAUUGCUGUUCACCCCCACCCCUUCCCUAUCCAGUUUGCUCUCUGGCCCUGGGGGAAGGGAUGGUGGCGGCAUUAUUUUAAGGUAGGAGCAGCUGGCUAUGGCCCAAUCUCUCUAUGGUUAUUGAUUUGGCUGCUGAUGGAUCCUGCGAAGCAAAGUUCGGAUGUGUGUGUGAGGCAGCGUAUAAGGCUCUGGACCAGGCCUUCUCUUGGCAAUCUUGAAUUCCUCCAACUGUAAAUACCCAUAGGCCUUGCCUACCUGCCUCAGCUGGGUCCCCCUCUCUGCUUGGUUUCCUUAUGUUCCCAUCCCUACCUACUUUGGUUUUCCUGUACUUUGGUUCCUCCUACCUCAGUUCUUGCAUUGUUCUUAGUUCCUUGUACAGCUUGUCUAGGGAAGAGACUGGUGGAAAUGAGGAAACAUCUAAAGCAGCAACUGUAGUCUUAACCCAUGUAAGGUGACAGCAUCUAGUAAGUGACAGCUGGUGUCAUUGCAUAUGACUCAGCACCUUUUUGUUACUCAUCUCUCUUUUGGGGGUGGUUGGAGUGGAGAGAAGGGGGGCCAUAAACAAGCUGUGGGCUCAGGCUAAGGUAGAAGAAACCUCCCUCAAUUUCUGCCUGAGCCUGGUGGUAGAAGUAAGUGACCCAGAUCCUUUCCCAGCAUGGUUAGAAUUUCCCCACCAGUCCUCAGUUCUAAAUGGGAUUUUCACCUGACUUUGGCUUAUAACCUGUGCUUCUGUCAUCCCUAAGGCAGUGGCAUUUCCUCCCUGUUCUUUAAACUGCUGUUCUUGAGUUUGGGAUUUGUUCGGCUUGCUUUCUUCUUAGGUGCCAACAACCCCCAGAUGUGAGCUACCAGUGGAAGCAGGGGUUUGACCUAUCUAUGCACCUUUGUUGGCACUUAGGAUGGAGGAAAAGGAGUUAAAAACUUGGAGUGAAAUCUUGUCACAGCCCCUCCUUUCUCUAAGGGAAGGGUCUGGUGAGAACUGGGAAGCAAUUCUUGGGCAGUAAGAAGCAGCUAUCCUGCCUCUAACCAGUGAGGUGGAAGGUGGUGGAGUAAUGAUAAUUGUUGCAUUCCACAGGAUUUGGUGUGGGGUAGGCCCUGCUUUAAUCACUGCAUAUGUCUUGAAUUAUGUAUUCCUCACGAGGAUCCUCCAGGGUAGAAGCUUUUGUAUACUUUGUAAAUGAGGAAACUGAUAGCCAAAGAGGUUAAAAUAAAUUGCCCCACAAUUAUAAUCAGCAGGUUUGAGAUUCCAAUCCAGGCAGUCUGGCUUUAUAUGCCUUGAUAUUAAUCUUAACCCACCUUUCAGCACUAAGAAAAGCUAAGGCCUUGGAGUCACGGGGAAGUAUAACUUUCUCUCUAUACCCAGAAUUUUCAGUAUAUCCUGAAUUUUUCCACUUCCUUGUCUUCUCAUCUUGUUCUCUCUUCCCACAGGUUCUGGUCAAAGUCCUGUCCUUUAAGACUCUGAAGCUUUCCUCGUUGGAGUUGAUUUCUCUUUUCAGUAUUCUUUGUCCUAUUAGAGGUCUUAUUCUGUGUUUAUUUACAGUUCUUUUUAAAUUUUUCUAGGUGGUUAUAGUCUGUAUGAGGCCAGCCUUUUUCAUUACUGCUUGCUUUGCACGUAUUACAUGUCUGUUGAGUUAAUUCCUUCUCAGCUUAGAGCCAGGCUUCUGAAGGCCAUCCAUUCUAGCCUGCUUUCUCUAGCAGCCUCAGCCAUUCCUUCCUCACCUCUCCAAAAGAGGAGGUAGCUUCACUCUUUCAGGUGUUACCAUGGUAGUCCCUGAUUCUCUUUUUAAAGUGCUGCUUACCAGAGACAUGUUUCUAUGGCAACCAGGUGAAGUCAGUAGUCAUGAGCUGGAUGCAGGAAAGGAAUUUGGGUAUGAGAAACCGUGCAGCUCAAUCUUCUGGCUUCAAGUAUCCCUUCUCCUUUGUGACUUAUGCACUUCAUAUCCAGAACUCAUUUGCUCUCAGUGUGCUCUUGGUUGAGAGAGCUCUGUGAGAGAUGAAGCAGACCAACCAACUUAACUCACGUGGAAGUGGAGGCAAGGAAGGACCUGAAUAAAGAUCACUUUUAAAAGUUGGAUGAGUUCUCUUAGCUGUCCCAGGUGAUCUGCUCUCAAGAGCCUGUAAGAAUUGGCUGCAAUUACAAGAGAGC